This is a messenger RNA of Meloidogyne enterolobii, 993 nucleotides long. NCBI's taxonomy places the organism in Eukaryota, Metazoa, Nematoda, Chromadorea, Rhabditida, Meloidogynidae. The record is from the annotation of a GenBank genome assembly.
AUGACCAUGGCUUUGGCAGAAGAAUUCCAGUCAUUUCUAGACGCAAGCAUGGCAAGCCCGCGUGAGAACAAGUCUGUAAUAACACCCACCAUAACUCAUAUGGUGGUGGAUGAAGUUGGACAGUGCCAGCACAACGCUAUUCUUUCCACAAUCUGCCAGUACAGGAAUCUUCGAAAACUUUUGCUUACUGGCGACUACCUGCAGUUACAGGUUUAUACCCCAAGUCAGCCACAAGUAGUAAGGAAUAAGUGGGCCAUGAACUCAAUAAUUGGGAUCGUGCAAGACUACGCAGGUAUUAGUAAUAAUAGACUCGUAGUAUCUUUCAGGUCACAUCCCAGUAUUGUGCGAUGCCUAGAAGCCAGUGUCUAUAGACCAGCAGGAGAGCAAUUCCGCGCGGGACUUACAGAAGCGCAGAGGAAUUUACUCACAGACGAAAUUGGUAUAAACCUUCCUGUUCAGACCUGUCCCAUUGUACUCAUACAUCAAAACACCAUGACCAUGCAGGAUGCGACACUGAAACGGCCAUGGCCUUAAUCGACAUAUUAAGCCAGCCACUACUCGCCAGGCGUAAGAGAAUCUUAGUAAUUUGCUUCUAUAUGGCUCAAAUGGAUGUGAUAAAAGAACAAUUGGAGGCAAGGCAAGUCAGGAAUGUAAGCUGCUCUACAGUAGACAGCAUACAAAGUCAGGAGGCGGAUAUAGUAUUGCUUAUCACAACAAAGACUCGAACUGGUAGCGCCAAAAAAGUAGAGGAAGAAACGGCAACAUUCUGGACUGACCCCCAACGCUCAAAUGUCGCGCUCUCUAGGGCAAGGUUUGGUUUAUUUAUUAUAGGUGAUCUCACGAUUCUGUGCAAACAUGGAGCUGUCUGGUCGCGUUUCAUUCAUGAAGCUAGAAGCCAAACAGUUGUUGUCGUGCCGGAAUACGUAAGAUUAAUGCUAAGUGGAAAUACUCAAAGGGUAGAUGGGGUUUUAACAGACUUUCAGGGCAGGAUGC